Messenger RNA from Blepharisma stoltei, 847 nucleotides. Lineage: Eukaryota; Ciliophora; Heterotrichea; Heterotrichida; Blepharismidae. The record is from the annotation of a GenBank genome assembly.
AUGAAAAUUUACUCUCAGGCUAGAAAUCAUACAAGAGAUGAAGAAAUAAAUUCAAGGAAUAAUAUACAUACAAUCUUUAUGAAUUUCUAUAUUAAUUAAUUAUAAAAAUAAUUAUUUAUUAAUAGAAAAUUUGUAUACUUACUCUAGAGCCAAAAAAAAAAUUGUCUAUUUUUAAUAUUUUUUAAUUUUUAAAAAAAAAGUUAGAAAUUCUAUGAAAAAGCCUUUAGAUGUAAAACUUGACGAUUAUAAAUCAAUUCUAAAAGCUUUAAAAGAAUCCAUCUGCUCCAAUUGAAAACCUACUGUUAUUCAACCAUUUGAGUUGAAAACCUCUACAAGAUCUAGACGCAGCUGCCAAACAAUUCCUCCGUCUCCUUAUCUUCAAGCCACAUUUAAAUCAGACACUGCUCCACGGCCAAUUACCCUGAAUUUUUCUAAUGAAACCCCAAGGCCAAAAACUCCAGAAUAUUCCCUCAUUUUACGGAAAAAGCACACAGCAAGCUUUGAGCCAAAAUCCCCAACUACCCAUUUUAAGCCUCAGCCAAACUUAUCAAUAAUGAAAAUAAGGCCAGGCUCUUGCUCGCCAACCAAAAGAGUGCAUUUUAAUACUGACAGUCAGCCUCCUAGCACAAGGCCAUCAACUUCUAUAGGAUCCUGCUUAAAACCUGAGCCAAUUACUCUAAGUUACCUCAACGACAGUUUUUAUUCAAAAGAAUUCCCUACAGAAUGAGAAAAAAUUUCUUUGCAUUUAAAAAAAGGUCGAUCUUAUACCCCAGUAUUAUUAUGCAGCCAAGAGCUGCAUAAGAAAUCCAAGAUUUCAGUGAAAACUAUGAAAGAUAUGCAUUUUUAA